AUGACACUCUCUACUUCUGACGCCCCAGAGACAGCAAUAAAUCCGUUUGAUCAAUUGGUUCUCGACUGUCAGAAUAGCCCGGAUAAAAUCCAAGCCCGGUACGAAACCCAUCGGACAAACAGAAACGCCCAAUUCAGGGAGAAACUCCUCCAUGAGGAAUUCCCGGGCUGGAAUAUCGACAAAAUUCUGAGCAGACUAGUCGAACAGUCCAAAGCGCCAACUGAAGAUGUAUUUGCCGACCACCGGCACAAUCUCAAUCUCUACGCUCGCCCGCCAAAACAUAUCAAGGAACUAAUCGCUAAGAUCCAACAUGAGAUCCGCGAUAUUGCACCUACGAUCUGGUUCUCACCACCCGAAUCUCUACACAUCACAACACUAGAGAUUGCCAGUUCACGUACCCAAGAAGAAAUCGAAGCUCUAGCUGCACGGCUCUUACAAGAUGGGACCGCGUUAAAGCUCGUCAACUAUCCAUCUGAACCACACCAUCGUGCACGCCUUGUCAAACCGAUUCUUAGCUAUGAUGCCUCCGCAAUGGCGCUGAGUUUCUUGCCUGCCGCGGGCGAGCCUAUAGCAACAGGCGGCACUACUGAGGAAAAACAGCACGAUGAUGCAUACACCUACCACAAUCUACGCCGAGAUCUGGCGGCUCAGGUUCUUCAGUCUGGGAUUGGCUUAGCGGCGAGGUAUGUUGUGCCUUCUGCGCAUGUUACGAUUGCGAGGUUUGUCAGUCAAGAUGGAUUUUUGCGGGACGGGGGAGGGAUAGACAAGGAUAGGGUGGCUGCAUUGGUUGAGAGGAUAGAGAGGGUUAAUGUGAUGUUGAGGGAGAGAUAUUGGCCGGGAGAAAAUGAAGCUCAAGAUAUGCCAGUGAAGGGGGAGUGGGUUGUUGGGCAGGGGCAAGGGCUGGAGUUUAAUAAGGGAACGUCGUGGUAUGGGGGCGGGGAGAAAGUGCUUAUUGGGAGAGAAAUUGAAUGA
Aspergillus puulaauensis is the source of this 972-nucleotide messenger RNA. RefSeq lists its product as uncharacterized. The coding region runs from base 1 to 972 and encodes 323 amino acids. The record is from RefSeq and is a predicted model, not a curated record. The transcript is spliced from 3 exons. Lineage: Eukaryota; Fungi; Ascomycota; Eurotiomycetes; Eurotiales; Aspergillaceae.